Cajanus cajan (pigeon pea) is the source of this 2050-nucleotide messenger RNA. Its product is annotated as Ribosomal protein S5 family protein. Gene Ontology annotation, molecular function: RNA binding; structural constituent of ribosome. Gene Ontology annotation, biological process: translation. Lineage: Eukaryota; Viridiplantae; Streptophyta; Magnoliopsida; Fabales; Fabaceae. The record is from RefSeq and is a predicted model, not a curated record. Gene Ontology annotation, cellular component: ribosome.
GAAUACACACAAAAAUAAUAAUUAAAGAAAAAAAGAAAAACCCUGAACACAGUACCUUACCUUAACCCUCUUCCUCUGUAGGCAACCCGCUGCUAGAGACCGGAGAGACUCCAUAGAGAAGAGAAUUUCGGUGCCGCCAAAAGUUACACUCCACCACGCGCCAUCCUCUUCAUUUUGAGAUAAAGAGAGAGAGAGGCGUCAAUCUGAAUGGGUUACAUCCGCUAUGGAAGACACAGUCUCAGACACAUAUUCAGAUUCAAAACCGCGACCGGUGUGGUCACGAAUUCCGCGAGAUCGCAAUCAUCGCCAACUUUGCCUCCAUUGCCCUCCCAUUCGCAUUCCCGUUUCCUCGGUAACGCUCUCUUCUCCGCCACCUCCGAGGCGCGAAUCGUGCAGGACCUCCUCGCCGAGGUGGAGCGCGACCGCCUCCGGGAGCGGAACGAGCGGCUGCGCCUGGGCCUAGACACCGCCGACAUCGACGCCGAGCCCUCGCACGACUACAUGGGCGUGGGCCCCCUCAUCGAGAAGCUCGAGAAGGAGAAGCUCAAGGAUUCCCCCGACCUCCGCCGCUACGAGGAGCCCACCGACUCCGACGACGACUCCGACGAGGACACCAUGGAGGACGUCGACAAGCGCCAAAGCGACUUCGAGCGCAAGUUCGAGCGCCACCAGGACCUCCUCCAGAGCUUCACCGACGCCGAAACCCUAGACGACGCCUUCAAGUGGAUGGCCAAAAUCGACAAAUUCGAGCACAAGCACUUCCGCCUCCGCCCCGAGUAUCGUGUCAUUGGCGAGCUCCUGAACCGCCUCAAGGUCGCCACUGAAAUCAAGGACAAGUUUGUUCUUCAGAACAAGCUUAAUAGGGCGUUGAGGCUGGUAAGGUGGAAGGAGGCUUAUGAUCCUGAUAACCCUGCCAAUUAUGGUGUCAUUCAGGGGGAGCAGCCGGAUGCUGCGGCUCCCGCCGAUGCGAAGGAAGAGGCUGAGUUGGAGAAGGAGAAACUGAUUGGGGAAGGAGAUGGUGGUGGUGAGAAGGAGGAGGAGGAGGAGUUUGAUGACAUGAAGGAGAAGGAUAAUAUACUGCUGGCCAAGCUUGAUGCUAUUGAUAGGAAGCUUGAGGAGAAGUUGGCGGAGCUCGAGUAUACGUUUGGGAGGAAGGGGAAGGCCCUCGAGGAAGAGAUCAAGGAUCUUGCUGAGGAGAGAAACGAGUUGACUGAGAAGAAACGGAAGCCGCUUUACCGGAAGGGUUUUGAUACAAGAUUGAUAGACAUGAACCGAACUUGUAAAGUCACCAAGGGAGGACAAGUUGUUAAGUAUACUGCUAUGGUAGCUUGUGGCAACUAUAAUGGUGUUAUUGGUUUUGCAAAAGCCAAAGGCCCUGCAGUCCCCGUUGCCCUUCAGAAGGCGUACGAGAAAUGCUUUCAGAAUUUGCAUUACGUUGAGCGACAUGAGGAGCAUACAAUUGCACAUGCAGUACAAACGUCUUAUAAAAAGACCAAGGUGUAUCUGUGGCCUGCUCGUACUACAACUGGCAUGAAAGCUGGCAGAACAGUCGAAUCCAUUCUGCAUUUAGCUGGUUUAAAGAAUGUCAAGUCGAAGGUCAUUGGUUCCAGAAAUCCUCAUAAUACAGUUAAGGCCGUCUUCAAAGCACUUAAUGCGAUUGAAACGCCAAGGGAUGUCCAAGAGAAGUUUGGCAGGACUGUGGUUGAGAAGUAUCUGUUGUGAUGACAUUUGAGUUCAGUGGUCUUGGUUUGGUUGUCUUCCAUUGAAUCUCUUAUUUACCAAGAAUUGGAAGACAGUUUCCCAAAUUCAUUACUUGUGAACAUUUACUAUGGAAUUUUGCCUGUAUUUAACUUUUUGUUCGUAAAUGCAAAAGGAACAUUAGUUUAGGAAGGUUCCUUUUGAAUUAUGCGAUUUUCUUCCUCACCUUUUAUGAGGCAUUGUACCAUACACUCCUUUUAGCUGCAUUCAAUUUACAAUCUCUCAUACUCACGCCUUCAAAAGGAUAGUCAAAAGUGAGAACGCAUAGCUCAAUGAAUGAUGUUUGGCAAAA